GGUGUCGACUGAGUACUAUCAUGCUAUACUGCUAGAUGCUGUACACGUCAUGCGCACGUGUGCACAUGAUUCUCUCAUUCAAACAGAGUUGGUUGCACCUUGAUUUCAAUGUUGAUGGAAUGUCUUCACUUUUAAUUAUUUUGGUUCUUUGAAAUCAUUACGUGUGUGGAAGAACAAUCAUAUUGUGCUGGAUGUGCUAGAUCUGCUGUGGCGGAUUCGGUGAGGUCUAUGAGGCACUGAGCGUUGGGAUUUCGUAAUGGCGGAGUCUCACAUGAAAACCAGGGCAUAUCAAUAUGGCAAGGACUUCAAAAUUGACACUUUCCUGACCAAUUUGCAAGCAUAUCGUCUAGCUGCUGGUGAAGUCAAUCCUGGAGACUACGCAUCGGCUCGGCAGAAACAUGGUCAGGACGAUGGUGCUGUGUUUGGCGAGAUCAUCAGUGCAUCGGCGACAGCAGCAGUGGGUAGUAAGGGAACUACAACACACAGUGAUACGUCUACUGCGUCAGCACGAUCAGCUCAAUCCGUAGCCUCUGGCUAUGCAGCUGCUACGCUCCACCCAGCACAAGCUGCAGGAGAUUCCCGUCCUGCUAAACGCAAGCGAAAACGCCGGAAGCGUAAGAGUGGCGAUGCGGAAGUUUCGUACUCGGUACCUUCAGCUCGGCCGAAAAAGCAAAAGCCUGAUUUUUCUGCAUCACUGGUGUCGAGUGCGUAUGCAUCAUCAUCUUCAGAUUCAGACAGCUCACACGAGGUGUUCGACUUGCCUGACAAUCUGUUGCCACAAUCAGUUGUCAAGCAGCCAGAGGGAGAUGACGCUGCGACAACAAAAGCAGACUGUCAGCAAGAGAAAGAAGAGGAGGCCAGAGAUUACUUCAAUCUGGACUCGUCUUCUGACAAUGAGGAUGAUGGUGCACCGUACUCGACUGCUUCUUCAGCACAUCUUGAUUCCAACUUUGCGGAUAACGCGUGCGCAGUGACUGGGGCUGCUCUCACAGACACUGCCGUCUCUCUGACCCAAGACCAAUUGGCCGACGGUCAGCGCUGUCUAACCCUACCCGAGGACAAGGACAGACAGUGGAGCUACAGUAAGCAUAAGUGGUCGCAGGCGGGCAGCAGCCUCUCCACCUACAAGUGUUGGAAGUGCAAUCGUGUGGGCCACCUUCCCCAAGACUGCGUGUCCACGUGCAACAUCCCAUCAGCUCAUCCUUCAAUGCCAGGUGUCUUCACACAGGAGAAGAAAGAGGGUCAACAGAUCUACUCCAAGCUACUCCGAGAUUACUACGGACGGUGCCGCCAACUACAGCGGAAAGGCAACUUGUCAUGUGCCGAAUGCGGUGCUUGCAGUAACCUGGCUAACUGCCUAGACUGUGGAAUGACUUUCUGCGAUGGCCGUGGUCACCUGGCAUCUCAUCUCCUACAGUACACGUCACAUCGCAAGCUCUACUCCGGCAAGCUGAAGAGACAGGUGAAGUGCUGCAAACCGACAUGUGAAGUGAUGGACGUCAGUGAGCUCUACUGUUGUUCGGCAUGCUGGGCGAAAGUAUUCGAUCGCCACUACUCCAUGAUCAACGCCACUUGGUCCAGCAAAGGGCUGAGUGCGAUCGUGAAUGGUCUAUGCUGCGAGGAGCACUUCCACUGGCAUCGCAUGAACUGUGAAACGUCCACAUCGGAACAGCCGUUCUCAAUGUCUUCGCUCCGCGAACAUGCACACCCAGCAGGUACCAUCAGUGAGUUUCUGUUCUGAGCUGGCCGAGUGUGCGGUACUGUGUGGUGUUGGGUUUGUCAGUGAUCUACCCGCGGUGGCAUGUCUUCCUUCAAACAGUCUCCUUUCCAGAUCAACUGCUUUCACGUCUAUUCCGGCUGACAUCGUACUGUGGCGGAGACGCAGCGUAACUGCAACACAUGUCGUUAGCAGUGUGGUAUGAAGACCAUUCUUUAUUUGCUUUCGAAAUACGCAUUUGCGUUGCUGUGAGCAGCUUGCUCUCCCACUUCCCUUCAGCUGUACAUCACCAUUGCUACACACCAAUGCAUAGCGCAGUGGCAUAAUAUUUCAAGUUCCUCUCCGUCAUGCAACAUCCCUCCAUUAUCAUAAUAAUAUUAUUCUAGAUUCUUCUUUAAAAUUCUACGGUUUAUGCAUCAGAGCACAGCUUGGCAUCCGUUUGGCUUGGAAAUGCAGUUCGCAUUGCCUUUUAUUUCUUAGUAGCGUAAAACCCAAUUGAGCAGGCAUGAAAGUGAUUUAAAAAGUGCCGCACACGCAAUUAGCGCCGUAUGAGCUGCCGCAAGGCACAGCGGUAGAACUGAACAGGCUUUGACGCUAUCAACAAAACUAACUGGAACAGUAAUUUGUACUACCGUACUCAAUGUGACAAGCUUUGCACAGCUGACAGCAUACAUGUUUUCUCUCCACCAAUUGCUAGUACUAAACGCAAACUAAAUUGCCUUGA
This is a messenger RNA of Sycon ciliatum, 2441 nucleotides long. RefSeq lists its product as uncharacterized. Bases 257 to 1741 code for a protein of 494 amino acids. Gene Ontology annotation, molecular function: nucleic acid binding; zinc ion binding. Lineage: Eukaryota; Metazoa; Porifera; Calcarea; Leucosolenida; Sycettidae. The record is from RefSeq and is a predicted model, not a curated record. The transcript is spliced from 18 exons.